AUGUCAAAUCAACAAUAUUCACUUAAUAAUGCAUUUCAAAACUAUCAAAGACAAAUUUCUUCACAAAACCAAAACACUUCAGAACAAAUAUCAUCUCAAUCUUCGACUUAUACCAAUCAAAUGGCUAAUAGCAAUAUUAAUUUAAUGAAAACAUUUGUGCCUCAAACUCAAAGUAGUGUUGAGAAUAAUGAUAGCAAUAUUUCCCAAGUUAUAAAGUACUUGAGGAAGAAUGGUUAUUUUGAAACAGUUGACACUUUACUAUUUGAAAUGGCUGAAAAUGAUAGAAAAUCAAAGAGAGGCUCUCUUGAAAGCGAGAUGACUGAUUCUGAGGUUGAAAAUUUAAUUAAUUUCACUAAAAAAAUUGAUAAAAUUGGCACUCAAGUCAUUUCUGAAAAAUAUUCAAAGUUCAGAAAUUGGGUUCUAAACUCGCUAUCCUCUGUUCGUGAGGAGCUUAUUUCUGUUUGUUUCGUUGUUUUUAUGAAUAUAUGCUCUAUUUUAUAUAAGAAUUCAUCUGACGAACAGUACAACGACUUCUUAAAUAAGUUUGCAGAUGAUUUCUCAUUUUCCAAAUAUAGAGAAAUCAUUAAAUCAUUAAAAAAUUCUAAUAAUUUAGGACAAUUAAGAAACUCAGAAUUAUUGAAACCAUUCUUUGGAUCCAGAUUUCAUAUUAUUCUAAACCCAUUAUCUAUUUCAUCAUUGAAUAAUUUCCUAAUUUCUUGCUGCGAUACCCUAAUUUCCGGAAUUAUGCAAGAGAAAUUGACCAUUCAUGUUUUAGACAAUAAUUCACAUAAUGGUAACGUUGCAUCUACUAGUGGAGCUGACGAUUUAGAUUGUUUGAAAGAAAUCAGAAAUUUUCAGAUUGGAGAGCUUUAUUCAGAAAAUUCUCUCUUAAUUGAAUUUAACUCGAAAAAUAACCAAAAAGUUAAUGCUUGUAAUGACAUUUCCGUAAUUACAAAAGAUACGCCAAAAGUUCUUGAAACUGAUAUGUCAGGUAAAGGUUAUUCACAAGAUAAUUCUAUUAUUAAUUGGGGACUUCCUCCUGAGAAUUAUAGUGGAAUCAUUUCAAAAGAAAAUGAAGUAAAAAAAUCUAAAUUUAAUCGAUUUGAUAACGAAAUCACAGAAGAAAUCAAGAAUACAAUCGAAAUAGACUUCAAUCCUAUAAAUGAUUUGAACAAUUCAUUUACAUUUAGGUAUAAAAAACAUUUAUACGAAGAAAUAUCAAAUAGAAAGUUUGUUGAUUCUACCCAUCUUCCCUCUAUUAUUUGCAGUAGUUUGGAAUGUCCAAACAAGAAUGAAAUUAUUGACAUGAACAUUUCACAUAACCAUGAAUUUGGCGCGUUUUGUACUGAUGAUGGCUGCAUACAAAUUUUUGACAUAGAAAAUCAGAAGUCAAAAAUUGAGCCCGUGUGGAUCCACAGAAAUAGAGUACAGUGCAUAAGGUUUCACCCAUGGAGUCAAGAAUUUUUGUUAUCCGGCGGAAUUGAUAGCAUUAUUAAACUUUCAAUUAUUACUAAGGAUCAAGAAGAACCAACAUUAAAUCAGCUGGUUACAUUCACGGGGCACUCAACAAAUUCUUGCAUUUGGGAUCUCGGUUGGGACGAGUAUGGAAUUUCUUUUAUUAGUGGUUCAAGCGACCGAACUGCAAGGUUAUGGUGUACAUCAAGAACUUACCCAAUUCGCAUAUUUACAGGACAUUUAGGAGAUGUUAGAUCAGUCUCAAUACAUCCUAAUUCUUCUAUGACUGUAACUGGCGGUAGCGAUAAUCAAAUUAUUAUUUGGGAUGUGCGUACAGGAAAGAAGGAAGGUGUAAUUCACAAUCAAAAAGUUAUGUCCGGAAUUAUUAAUCAGGUUAAAUUUAGCCACAAUGGAUAUUUGCUAGCAUCUUCUUCAAUUCGAAAUCAAAUAUCCCAUUUUUAUUCACAAAGCCAGUUAACAUUGCCAAUUUGGGAUAUUCGUAAAUUAUGUAAUUCCAAUAGAGCUACUAAAUUUUACCAGUUGUGUAAAUUCCCAAAUGAGGUUUUAGACUGUAAAGAACAAAUUUUUGUUAAAUCACUUGACUUUUCUUUUGGAAGUCGUAUUAUAGCAUCUUCAACCAAUAAUGGUAUAGUUUCUAUUUGGGACACAAAUGUAGAGACAAGUUUUAAUCAAGUGGACAAUUCAAACUCAGAAAUAAAUUCUUUACAGAUAUAUAAAUUAAAGAACUCGAGUACAAAAAAUCUCAAAUUUUUAUCUAGAAACCUACUUUCCGUUUCAUCUGUAAAUUUAUAG
Molecule: messenger RNA, 2268 nt
Organism: Cryptosporidium ubiquitum
Lineage: Eukaryota; Apicomplexa; Conoidasida; Eucoccidiorida; Cryptosporidiidae
Product: transcription initiation factor TFIID subunit
Exons: 1
Coding region: 1-2268 (755 amino acids)
Biological process (GO): transcription initiation at RNA polymerase II promoter
Cellular component (GO): transcription factor TFIID complex
Molecular function (GO): RNA polymerase II general transcription initiation factor activity; protein binding
Source: RefSeq, a predicted model, not a curated record